Lichtheimia ornata is the source of this 1791-nucleotide messenger RNA. RefSeq lists its product as uncharacterized. The record is from RefSeq and is a predicted model, not a curated record. The coding region runs from base 1 to 1791 and encodes 596 amino acids. NCBI's taxonomy places the organism in Eukaryota, Fungi, Mucoromycota, Mucoromycetes, Mucorales, Lichtheimiaceae. The transcript is spliced from 6 exons. Gene Ontology annotation, molecular function: NADH dehydrogenase activity; calcium ion binding.
AUGCGUCGUUACAUAUGGCAACAUGCACGUGAUGCCAUUCAUCGAAUUACUCGUCCACGCGUGAUUUUGCCAGCGACAGCCAUUGCCGGGUUGGCAGGAGGUUUUGUUUAUUAUAUGCGACAUGACAUUGAAUACAUUGGUAUUGCACAAGGCGCACACAAGCAUGUACCCACAUUGGCCCUUCAUCCAGUGACGGGUGGCACAAAGAACCUUCCGAUUGUCACUCAUCAACUUGAUGAUGAUCAACCUGAGACGAUGCAAAAGUUGAACAAGCCGCGUUUGGUGAUUCUCGGUGGAGGUUGGGGUGCUGUAUCAACGAUCAAGAACCUCAACAAAGAUGAUUACAACGUGACGCUGAUCAGUGACAACAAUUACUUUUUGUUCACUCCCCUGCUACCAAGUGCCACAGUGGGCACACUUGAAAUGAGAUCCUUGCUUGAACCUUUGCGUAAAAUUGUUGCACGUGUACAUGGUCAUUUCCUUGAAGGUCGUGCUGUUGACGUCGAUUUGGAGCAUAAGCUGGUAGAAGUAACAAGUCAAGAUGGCAAGGAAAACUUUUAUGUGCCAUACGACAAGCUUGUUAUUGCUGUGGGAUCAACCAGCAUCACACAUGGUGUUCAAGGGCUCGAGAAUACCUUCCGCUUAAAGACAAUCCAAGAUGCCAUUUCUGUAAGACGCAGGAUCACCAAGAAUGUUGAAAAGGCCGCAUUACCAUCCACUCCUCCAGAAGAACGAGAACGGUUGCUAAGUUUUGUUGUUUGUGGUGGUGGCCCCACAGGCGUUGAAUUUGCCGCUGAAUUGUAUGAUUGGAUGAAUGAGGAUCUUGUCAAAUGGUUCCCCAAGAUCUUGAGAGAAGAUAUCAAGGUUACCAUCAUCCAAUCACGGGAUCAUAUUCUCAACACAUUUGAUGUCAAGAUCAGUGAAUACGCUCAACGACGAUUUGAACGCAGCGGUAUUCGCGUUGUUACUGAUGCACGUGUGGAACGCAUUGACGAAGACAAGGUCGUGUACCGAUACAAGAAUACGGAUCCACCGGUCUAUAGAGAAGUGCCGUAUGGAUUGUGCAUGUGGUCUACUGGUAUUGCCAUGACCCCCUUUGUGAAAAACCUUGCUGAGAAGCUUGGUAUUCAACAACACACUCGUGCUUUGCAAACCGAUUGCUUUUGUCGUGUGCAAGGUGUGGAAGAUGCAUCCGUAUUUGCUAUCGGAGAUUGUGCCACUGUCGAGAAUCCAAAGAUUAGGGAGCACAUUGUGGAGAUCUUUGAGACAGCAGACAAGAACAAAGAUGGUGUACUACAAUUUGACGAAUUCGCUGAUGCCAUCGCUUUCAUGCGAAAGGAAUAUCCAUUCUCAAGACAGCAUAUUGGUGAACUUGUCAAGAUGUUUGAGACCUAUGAUGUUGAUAAAAGUGGCACCCUUGAUAUUGAGGAAAUGAAACAAAUGCUGCUCGACAUUGACAAAAAGAUGACUCAUUAUCCUGCUACGGCACAAUUAGCGAACCAGCAAGGCGCCUAUAUCGGCAAGCUCCUUACACAACUCGUCAAGGGCGAUGAGGAUAUCGAUGAAACCGUUGGACCAUUCCGGUAUCGUAAUCUUGGUGCUUUGGCAUACCUUGGCAAUACCGCUGUAGGCGAGUUUGGAUGGGGAUACAAGAUGGUGGGUGGAUUAUGGGCCAUGUAUCUAUGGCGAAGCGUGUAUUGGAGCAAGCAAGUUAGCAUGCGUACGAGGUUGAAUCUGAGUAUGGAUUGGUCGAAAGCAGCACUAUUUGGCCGAGACAUUUCCACAGUAUAG